Messenger RNA from Sinocyclocheilus grahami, 1723 nucleotides. RefSeq names its product meprin A subunit beta-like. Bases 86 to 1723 code for a protein of 545 amino acids. The transcript has 12 exons. Gene Ontology annotation, biological process: proteolysis. Gene Ontology annotation, molecular function: metalloendopeptidase activity; zinc ion binding; protein binding. NCBI's taxonomy places the organism in Eukaryota, Metazoa, Chordata, Actinopteri, Cypriniformes, Cyprinidae. The record is from RefSeq and is a predicted model, not a curated record. Gene Ontology annotation, cellular component: membrane.
CUACAAUACUCUCUGAGUUAUAGCCUCACAAUAAGAAUUGGAAACAUUUUUCCAUAACAAGAGAGCGUCUCAGAGUGAAGUUCUCAUGGCGUCUCUACAUGCAUUGCUGAUUCUGUGCGUAUGUGCCACAGCCCUGAGUUUGCCAACAUCUUCACUCACAGGCAGUACAGAGAUUGAUGUGGAUAAUGGAAAAGACCAGGAUAUAUUUGAAAUAAAUGAAGCGGCAGGACUUGACCUGGUGGAAGGAGACAUUCUGAUAAAUGAGGGAGAAGACCGAAACACUAUUCUGGGUGAAAAGUAUCGUUGGCCGACCACUGUACCGUACGUCCUAGACAGCAGCCUUGACAUCAAUGCUAAAGGUGUGAUACUGAAAGCAUUUGAGCAAUUCAGACUCAAGACCUGUAUUGACUUUAAACCCUGGGGUAGAGAGCCAAACUACAUUUUCAUAUUUAAAGGCGAUGGAUGUUACUCAAAGGUGGGGAAUCGACAGAUUGGGAAACAAGAGUUGUCAAUUGGUGCAAAAUGUGACAGUUUAGGAACAGUGGAGCACGAGUUUCUGCAUGCGCUGGGUUUCUGGCACGAGCAGUCCAGAUCUGACAGAGACGACUAUGUCACCAUCAUGUGGGACCAGAUUCAAGAGGAUGAUAAGCACAACUUUAAUUCAUAUGAUGAAACUGUGUCAAGCUCUCUCGGUGUGCCCUAUGAUUAUGGUUCAGUCAUGCACUACAGUAAAACAUCCUUCAGCAAAGGCAGUAAGCCAACCAUUGUUACCAAAAUACCAGAAUUCUUGGAUGUGAUUGGUCAACGCAUGGAGUUUAAUGACAGUGACCUGCUAAAGCUGAACCGGCUAUACAACUGUACUACAGCCUCAACUUUUCUGGACUCUUGCCACUUUGAGGAGCCAAAUAUCUGUGGUAUGAUCCAGGGUGAUGGUGGAAAUGCCAAGUGGGCUCGUGUACAAAUGGUAGAGGGCGGUCCACAGACGGAUUACACCAACCUGGGUCAAUGUCAAGGAGUUGGGUUCUUCAUGCAUUUCAGCACAGCCACAGGAACCCAGGGUGACAAGGCUUACCUGCAAAGUCGCCUCUUUCACCCCAAAAGACGCUCCCAAUGCCUGCAGUUCUAUCACUACAACAGCGGGGGCGUUGAUGACCAGCUAAAAAUCUGGGUGCGUGAAUACACCGCUGAAAACCCUAAAGGAGCCCUGAGACUCAUUCAGAAGAUCAGUGGUGGACUUCAAGGCUCCUGGGAACUAUACCAUGUUACGCUAGAUGUCUCUGAUAAAUUCAGAGUGGUGUUUGAAGGAGUUAAAGGAAGAAAACCAUCAAAGAGUGGUCUGUCUCUGGAUGACAUCAACCUCUCAGAGACCAAGUGUCCUCAAUACACUUGGCGCAUUCGUAAUUUUACCAGCCUUCUCGCUACAACCCCUGCCGGUUCCAAAACCUACAGCCCUCGCUUCCUAUCCCCAGAUGGUUACUCAUUUCAGAUUGGCUUGUACAUUAAUGGCUUGAAGGAUAGUCCAAAUAAAAUGGCAAUCUACUUCCACUUGACCUCUGGACCCAACGAUGACAAUCUCCAAUGGCCAUGUCCGUGGCGUCAGGCAUCCAUGGAGCUGAUGGACCAGAAUCCAGACAUCCAACAUCGCAUGAACAACAUUAGGAUGAUCACUACAGAUCCAACCAAGACCUCCACUGACUGUAAGACACAAAGUUAUAGAUAUUAG